Ostrinia furnacalis (Asian corn borer) is the source of this 2424-nucleotide messenger RNA. RefSeq lists its product as uncharacterized. The record is from RefSeq and is a predicted model, not a curated record. Lineage: Eukaryota; Metazoa; Arthropoda; Insecta; Lepidoptera; Crambidae. Bases 161 to 2155 code for a protein of 664 amino acids. The transcript is spliced from 11 exons. Gene Ontology annotation, molecular function: cysteine-type peptidase activity. Gene Ontology annotation, biological process: proteolysis.
AAAGUUGUUUUGCUGCUGCUGGUUUACUUUUGUUGAGUUUGAUGACGAAAUAUUUCUUGUUAGAAGAGCCGCUAAGUUUAAUUUAAUUUAGUGUUAGAAGUCAAAACUAGUUUAUCGGACGCGUGUUUUAUAAUAAUUUUGGUGGUUCAAUUGCGUUAGAAUGUCGAAAUGGUGGAACUUAGUGCUUGGGAUAGCUUUGUUUUCUUUGCUAUUUCUCGCGAUCCCUCUUAAUUACAACGCGAAGCGGACUAAAGAGCAAAUGAAGCCAAUGUUCGAUGAUUACAUUCAGAAGUUCAACAAAAGUUAUAAAAACAAUCCGGACGAGUACGCGUUGAGAUUCGAGCAUUUCAUGGUUUCAAUGAGUGAGAUUGAUCGUUUGAACUCUGAGACGAGAGGGCCGGAUCACCUUCGAGCGCGUUAUGGACCAACUAAACUAUCAGAUAUGUCUGCUGCGGAGUACAAAGACCUGCAUUUGUCAGAUGAAAAACUGACGAAGGCGCCAGCUAUGUAUGGCAAGGGCUGGGGCACCAGCAAUAAAAGGGACAAGUACAGAACAGACAAUAGGCAUGAUUAUGACAACAUAGAUGUUAUUAUUAGGAAAAGGAGAGCUAUAUUUCCCAUGCAGGUUGAUUGGCGAACAAAAGGCGUGAUCGGUCCGAUAAGGAACCAGGGACUCUGCGGCGCGUGUUGGGCUUUCAGUACCAUAGGUACCAUGGAAUCCAUGGCUGCCAUCACCACUGGGAAGCUGCAGCCUUUGAGCGUCCAGGAAGUGAUCGACUGUGCCUCGCUAGGCAACGCAGGUUGCGCGGGAGGCGACAUCUGCCUCCUGUUGGACUGGCUGACUCUGACCAAGACGCCGGUCGUGAGGGACUCAGAGUACCCUCUCAUGCUCAUGAAUGGAGUCUGCAAGGCCAAGAAGAACGCUACUGGAGUGCGGGUGUCUACGUUCACUUGUGACGAUUUCGUGGGAGCCGAGCAGAAGAUCUUAGAGGCGCUGGCGACCCACGGGCCGGUGGCGGUAGCUGUGAACGCAUUGUCCUGGCAAAACUACCUGGACGGCGUCAUACAGUACCACUGCAGCGGUGACCCAGCAGACCUGAACCAUGCAGUACAACUGGUCGGCUACGACUUAUCAGCGGAUAUCCCUUACUACAUCGCCAAGAACUCUUGGGGCUCAGACUUUGGAUUAGGCGGGUACCUACACUUGGCCAUCGGCAGCAAUAUCUGCGGGCUCGCAAAUGAGGUUGCCACAGUCAACGUUAAUUCACUUAAAGAAAUAUCCCGGCUUAACGCAGCUCACGGAAGCAAAGUUUUCGGCCUGAACAAGUUCUCGGACAUGUCCCGGCAAGAUUUUGGCCGAAAGAUGUUGAGUCCGACUGUACAUCUAUAUGAAUGCCAGCCGUUGAAGUUUGCCACAUGUCCCCCUAAGUUUAAUACCUGGUAUUCUGGAUUCCGUAGAAGAAAUGGGACAAAGCACAAAGAAUAUCCUAAACCAAAGGUUGAUUGGCGCAAAAGAGGGGUUGUGACAAGAAUUCUGAACCAGAAACUGUGCAAUUCAUGCUGGGCCAUGAGCUUGGUGGGCGUCAUGGAGUCAAGGGGCGCUAUUAAAUAUAAGUCGCUAGACCGACUUAGCUCACAGGAGUUGAUUGACUGUUCCGUUUUUAACUAUGGAUGCGGGGGCGGUGACUUUCAUGGCGCUCUAAGAUUCCUCUGCGGUUUAUACAGCGUCCCGUUUCCUAUUGUGUCUGAGGACGACUACCCUCUAAUGUUGGUCGACCAGAAGUGCAAGAUAUCCGACGAAAAACACGUGACUGGGAUGACGUUAACGAACUUCGUUAAUGCCUGUGACAUGGAUGAAGAAGCGAUGCUAAGGGAGAUAUCGGCCAACGGACCGAUAGCCGUGACAGUCAACGCGUAUAAUUGGCAGUUCUACACCGGUGGCGUCAUACAAAGGGAGUGCCCGGGCGAGUGGCGCUACCUUCACCACACGGUCCAACUCGUCGGGUACGAUCUGACAGCAGAGGUUCCGUACUACAUCGCCCGUAACUCCUGGGGUGAUGACUACGGCGAAGAUGGUUACCUCAGGCUGGCCGUACACCGCGAUAUUUGCGGAGUGACCAAGAACGUAGCCUACUUUGACGUAGCACGUAAAUAAUUAAUUAAAUAGGCGAUAAAGGCACACAUCAUUUCACGAUGCGAGAUCGUAUCGUGGGAAUCUACGACGAGCGAGCGACACGACAUCGACUACUUUAAAUUACUCUCGUUAAUUAAAAAAAUAAAUAAAUAAUAAUAAAUAUCAGCACGAGGAAAACACGUCUAGUGCGGUUCAUUUUUCGAGAUUACACGACCAAAUGCGAUGUCGCAUCGUGCGUGAUACGAUGCCGCGUCGUAGCAUACCUAGUCGUUACUAAGUAUUGAUGCCGC